Molecule: messenger RNA, 675 nt
Organism: Trichoderma gamsii
Lineage: Eukaryota; Fungi; Ascomycota; Sordariomycetes; Hypocreales; Hypocreaceae
Exons: 3
Coding region: 1-675 (224 amino acids)
Cellular component (GO): membrane
Source: RefSeq, a predicted model, not a curated record
AUGCCUGACAAAGUCUUCGUCGCCACGGUCGUCGCCGACCUCCUCUUCCUCGCCUCCGGCGCCAUGGAGCUCGGCUUUUCCAUCGCCGCCAUGAACCUCAAGGACAAGACGCCCACCGACGGCCAGGAUGCCACUCGCCAUCUACUCUACCAGCGUUUUCCCCUCGUCGUGGGCAUCGUCAACGCAAUCUUCAUCCUCGUCACGUUCCUCUUCACCGUGCCGGCCAUGGCGCUGGUCAAGCGCAACCUGCUCAAGAUUAGCGGCUACAUGAUUACCGUGUGCGCCGUGUUUACGCUGGCGGUGGGCUUGUACCUCUGGAUCAUGACGUUGACGUUGAAGGAGACGUUUCUGCCGGUUUAUGAGGAUCAGGAUUCGUCGAUUCAGUCGUUGGUGCAGGUUUCGUUCCAAUGCUGCGGUUACCUCAACGCCACAACUCCCGCCUUUGUCACAGACUCUGCCUGUCCCAGCCCUGCCGCGGCCGCUCUCCUGCGCGGAUGCUCCACAAACAUGGCCAGUUUCGCAAACGCCUUUGUCACUGACCUUUUCACAGCCAUCUUUGGCAUGGUCGGUAUCGAUGCUCUCCUGAUCCUUGCCAUCGCCUGCCUCCUCAAAGAGCGCAAGGAAAUCGAGCGCUACUACAUCAUUGAUCAAAAGAGAAACUAUGGCGGUUUGUAG